Messenger RNA from Drosophila bipectinata, 3966 nucleotides. RefSeq lists its product as uncharacterized. Gene Ontology annotation, biological process: regulation of alternative mRNA splicing, via spliceosome. Gene Ontology annotation, cellular component: nucleus. The record is from RefSeq and is a predicted model, not a curated record. Gene Ontology annotation, molecular function: mRNA binding. Lineage: Eukaryota; Metazoa; Arthropoda; Insecta; Diptera; Drosophilidae.
UCUUAACGGAACGGUACCACCAUCUCCGGAAUGCGGAGUAUCGUCCACGGGAACACUGUUGUUGUCUGACUGUUGAGAGCUUGGAGGACCAUUUCUCCACCUGCAGGUGUUUGGCGCCAAGCUGCCCACUUUGCCUUUUUUCUGUGGCGCAGAGAGACAAAUUGUUUAUCUUGUGUCAAGUGCUGGGGUAUAACCACACUCUAACCCAACACACCAGCCCACCACCGCACCACCACUACCCCGAAAAACCUACUCCUGCAGACCCGCUCCGCUCCGGAUCUGAGUUAGUCAGUGAAAGUUUGUUGUCGCCGUUUGUGGGUGCCGUCUGUGGAGUGCUUAACCGUAACGAAACUCGGUUUCUGGGGGAGCCCCAAAUCGGAUGACAUUAUCUCCCCGGGCUUGAAGCGGUAUACGGCACAGGAUCCUCAGCCCACAGCCCACGGCCCACGGCAGGACAUUCGCGGUUCUGGUACAAGGAGGGCGGGAGCUGUGCAGGGGAAUGGCAGACGGCAGGGGUGUCUGAUGGGUGGUGAGACCGAAAUUAAAAGCGAAACAAGGCGUCGCACCUUAGGCAUGCAUCUUUAAUCAGGCCCCAAUGAAUUUGCGCGCUCCGUGGAACCGUGCGAAAUGUUUACGGCGUAUGGCGUAUGAAUAAGCAAUGAAAUAAGCGCUCCCGGGCAUUUGUCAUUUGGCAAAGUGAAAAUUGAAGUGACUGUGAAAUUGAGACAAAUGUGCUCUGGCAUACCGGAUUAAAAUUAAACCGAAACUCUGCUAAGCCAAUACCAGACCAGACUUGGCUAAAAGUUACUUGACUAAGGCUAAGGAAUCAAAGGCACCGAAGGAAUUGAGGAGGAAUCUGGCCUUAAUUUAUUCUUAACUGGUCAACCGCAACAAAAGCAACAAAGGAUGGAUUCUAAAGCUGGCUUAAGUGCGCUGGAGGAGAGGUCCCUGAAAGGUUCAGAAAAACUCAAAAUGCUGGACAUCACACGCGACAAGCCCGUGAAGGUGGCCGUCAAAGUGGCGGUGCCAGUGCGAGAUCAUCCCAAGUUCAAUUUCGUGGGAAAGCUGCUCGGCCCCAAAGGCAACUCGAUGAAGCGCCUGCAGGAGGACACCAUGUGCAAGAUGGCCGUACUGGGGCGCGGCUCGAUGCGGGACCGACGGAAGGAGGAGGAGCUGCGCGCCAGCGGCGACAGUCGCUAUGCCCAUCUCUUCGAGGACCUGCACGUGGAGAUUUCGACAUUUGCGGCUCCGGCGGAGGCUCAUGCCCGGAUCGCGUACGCCCUGGCGGAAGUGCGACGUUUUCUCGUUCCGGACUACCACGACGACAUCCGCCAGGAACAGAUGUGGGAGAUGCAGGCGCUCACGUCCACGCCCGGCAUGGGCGGUGCCCAUUCGCUGGACGACUCACUCAGUCCUACCAUUAAUACAAGUAACACGGCCACCGGUUCGGGGGCGGGGAUCAAUGCUGGCAACUCGAAUAGCAGCUCCAGUGGACGUGGCCUGGGCGGCGGACUGGCCGACAUGGACACGUCCAACGAUGACAAAUCGGACAACGACGCCAGCGGCAUGGAGUGCCUGUCCACCGUCGACAAGCUCGAGUGCUCGCCCACCUGCGGUAGUCUGGCCAUCACCGGCAUAGCCAGCAUUAGCACCGCCAGCUCAAAUCACACCCACCCGCACCAGCACGCCCACACCCACGCCCAUGGACACCACCAGCAGCAGCAACAUCAACACCAGCAGGCGGCACACCACCACAGCCACCAGACGCACUUCCACCAGUUGCUGCAGCAGGCCCACGGCGGAGCCAGUGCAGCGGCAGCGGCUGCCUGCGGAGAGCAUCUCUCGGGACAGGCGACACCGGCGACGGCGGCGGCACUGCACACCACAGCCAUGGCGGUGGCAUUGCAGCAUCAGCUGACAGCCGCAGGAAUCGGAGGACUCCUAAAGCCGGCCACCGGAGUCGGAGCCACCAUGGCCGGGCUGCCCACCACGCAGGCGAGUGGCACGGCUCUCCAAUUGCCCGGCGACGGGGAGGGGGCGGCCACAUCCACGCUGACCCUGCUGGAGCCCCCGGGGACCGCUCUCCUGCAUCCCGCACUGCGCAACGUCAAGACCAUCAACAUAGGUGGCGGCCUGGGCAGGAAGCGACCGCUGCUGGGCGUUCCCCGAUCCGGAAUGAAUCCCACAAAGCGCACCGUGAUGAGCCUUCUGGCCCGGGCCAAGAACUCGCAGGCCCUUCACUCGGUCCGGCAGCCGAUGGUCACAGCGACCAGUUUCGCAGAGCCGUUGCAGAUGCUGACCUCGCCGUUCAUCAUUCCGCACCAGGCGGUGGACCAGCCGAUCCUGGCCCUGCCCAAGGAGAGCCUCGCCCAGGGCGUCUAACCCAGUGACCUGCACCUGCACCACCUGCGGCUGCCCACCACCGGCAGCGGACCGAGUCCGAUUUGACCGACGACUACCCGCACCCACAUGACGGCUCCAGAGAUGCCUCGGGAUGCCGGGAACGGGACACAUACGAUGUUUGUGUAGUUGUUGGGUACUUUUCAAUGUAGUAAGGCUAUUUAUAUAAACGUACCGAUCUUUAGGGACUAACUGUGAACUUAUCUGAGCGAAAUCUCGAGCUCGUGCUACACGAUUUUAUUUUUUACAGAGAAUAAACGGAGAGUCUAUUUGCAAUGAGAUGUUUUAUUUCCACUGAUCCACUGCAGAUCCCCACAAAAAAUGUUCGAUUUAAUAGAACAGAUUUAAAACUUUAAACAAAUUGAAACCUAAAAUUAGUGUCAAAUUAAAGAAAAGAAAAACCAAGAAAAACUUCAAUAGUAAUAAAUGUAAACGCAAUUACUUUAAACAAAUUACUUUAACUAAAAUAUACACACAAAAAAAAUACGAAUGCGAAUGCAGAUACCAAAAAACACGAGUACCAUAAAAUAUAUAUAUAUAUAUAUAUACAUAUACAAUACAUGCGAACACGUAUACAAGCAUAUACAGAAACAAAUAUAUAUGUGUGUACUUAAAUCUAUAUUAACUUAAGAUUAAACCAAACCAAACUACUAAAUUAAAGAGAUAAUACAAUAAUUUUAAAGUAUUUUAAAAGCCACAAAAAAAAACACAAACAAAACCAAAAGACAAAGUCAAAUCGCAAAAAAACAGAGAGAGUUUAGAAAAAGUAUAGACAGACAGUUGAGGUAGAAACCCCGAUCAGAGAGAUCCCACCGCCUUCAGCUUCAGUUGCCUGAUUGAUUGAUUGAUUGAUUGAUUCAGCCAUAUUGAGUCCCCUGAGAUGAAGAGCCACAAGCAGCUGAUAGAAUAUGAUAGAUAGUUCGGUUUCAGUUUUAGAACGGACAGUUUCAGGACAUCGAAAACCGCGAUCGCCUAGAGAGUUAUAUAUAUUGUUUGUUUAAGCUAUAAUAGUACAUAUAACGACGCACCUAAGGAUAGUGUAUGGAAAGGUCUCUGGUCUGAGUUUAGCUAGAUUUCCCCCCAAAAUCUCCGGCACCCACCUAACUUUCAGAAGGAAUCACCUUAGCGCCCCCAGUUACUUUGUUGACAGUGCACAGCCCCGCAUAGUACUUACAUAGCGAUAACCGAUAUACAAUAACAAAACAUUAUUCAAUAAAUGUUCACAGAAAGUUUAAUCAAAAUACAAAAACCAAAAAAAAAAGAAAAUCUUAAAAAAAAACGAAUAUUUACAAGCGUAUAGUAAAAAGUAACGUUAAAGUAAAAUAUUGAUGUUCAAAGAAAGCAAAAUCCGUGAAAAGUCCUACUCAUGUCAUUAAAUGUAGAUGCCAAGUAUGCGAUUCAAAUUAAAUAAUUAAAAACCCACUUAAACGGGCAGCCUAAAAACCACCACAACCACCAAAAAAAAAAAUACACAAAAAACGCCUCCAAAACACCACAACCACCACUACCACCACGAACCACAGCUUCGAGCUAUUCACAAAUAAAAUGCAAUAUUUUAAAAAUAAA